This is a messenger RNA of Symbiodinium sp. CCMP2456, 592 nucleotides long. The record is from the annotation of a GenBank genome assembly. Lineage: Eukaryota; Dinophyceae; Suessiales; Symbiodiniaceae.
GUACGUCGUCGUCGCCGUGCCGCCGCAGCUCUAUGCUAGCAUAGGUCUGCUGCCGGUGCUGCCGCCACAUCGGCAGAACGCGCUGGAAGGGUGGACUCCGGGCACGGCGAUCAAGACCAUCCUGGUUUGGCAACAGCCCUGGUGGACUCCGUCUCGGCUCUCCGGACACAUCAGCUCCCCGAAGGAUAUCUUCAACUCCGUCAUGGCGGGCUCCUGCGCUGAGGGCCAGCCGGGGGUGUUGGUCCUCUUCUCCACUGGCCCCAAUGGCAAGGAGCUCCUGAAGAUCGACUCGGAGCAGGGACGGAUCGACAAAGCACUGGAAUUCUUGGCCGAGAUGUUUGGACGCGUAAUACCCACUCCGGUGGCUGCUCGAUCGAUGAACUGGUGUGCCGAACCCCUCAGCCUUGGCGGCUACGCCUCCUUCCCUGCGGUGGGCGCGCGCAAGAAGGCCCCCGACCUCUUCCAGCCCUUCCGCGGGAUCCAUUUCGCAGGGACUGAGACUGCAGAUGAAUGGCGCUCUUACAUGGAGGGCGCGAUUCAAUCAGGCGAGCGGUCCGCCAGAGAGAUCAUCGCCGCGAUGACAGCUGCCUGA